GCCGCCGGACGCCGAACAGCCAUUGACUCACAAGACUCUUUAUUACUGUUGCUAUCCUCUCACAACACAGCCCACUCCUUUCCACCUACGAGAGUGCACCCGACUAUACGACAUCCAUCCUCCGUGAACGAGAUCAGCCACCAUGGCAGAGGGCAUCCGACAGGCGUUUGCCCGCGCAAAGAGCGAGGGCCGGGCGGCUUUGGUGACAUACACGACUGCUGGCUACCCCACGAUAGCAGAGACGGCCAACAUCCUGCUGGGGAUGGAAGCCGGUGGCGCCGACAUCAUUGAGCUGGGAACGCCCUUCACCGAUCCUAUUGCAGACGGACCGACUAUUCAGACAGCUAACACCAUCGCGUUGGCCAACGGCACAACAACUACUUCAUGUCUGAACAUUGUCAAAGAGGCCCGCAGCAAGGGUCUGAAGGCCCCGGUCCUGCUCAUGGGCUACUACAAUCCGCUACUUGCCUAUGGCGAAGAGCGUAUGCUACAAGACGCCAAAGCUGCUGGCGUCAAUGGCUUCAUCAUGGUGGACCUGCCGCCUGAGGAGGCUGUGAGGUUCCGCCACCAUUGCAAGACCUACGGCUUGUCAUACGUCCCACUGAUCGCACCAUCAACGAGUGACAAGCGCAUGAAGUUGCUGUGCAGUAUCGCAGACUCUUUUAUCUACGUUGUGUCGAGAAUGGGUGUCACCGGUGCAACUGGCGCCCUUAGCACAGGUCUUCCACAACUCGUUGAGCGCGUGCAUCAAUACUCGAAUGGAGCGCCGGCGGCCGUUGGCUUCGGUGUCAGUACGCGAGAGCACUUCGUCGAGGUGGGUCAGGUGUCGGAGGGUGUCGUUAUCGGCAGUCAAAUCAUCACUACAAUCAAGAAUGCGCCGAGUGGGCAAGGAGCGAAGGCUGUUGAGGAGUACUGUCACAAGAUUACUCAGCGGAGAAACCCUCGCGUUAGCCCAGAAGCGACCAAUGGACACAGUAUUUCGACCGCUGCGAACACAAAUGGUGACGGCAGCGGCUGGAUCAAGCAGACAAACGGCGAAGCGCCGAAAGAAAUCUCGACUGCAGACCCCACGAAGCAACCCGCGAGCGAGAGCAACCCGGCGAAUGGCACAGUGCAUGUUGAUGGAGUGAUAAGAGAUUCGGACACUAAGGGUCCCGGCCUCGCUGAUCAACUGGAGGCACUGAACACAGAAGAGAAGGACCCAGAGCUUGUUCCUUCGCGAUUCGGCCAAUUUGGUGGCCAGUACGUGCCCGAGUCGCUCAUGGACUGCUUGCGAGAACUGGAACAAGGCUUCAGCGAUGCUAUCAAUGACCCAGAGUUUUGGAAAGAGUUCAGGUCAUACUAUCCAUACAUGAGUCGUCCUUCGAGUCUCCACAAGUCAGAACGACUCACGGAGCUAGUACGAGAGGAAAGUCAGCCUGGUCAUGGCGCAAAUAUCUACUUGAAACGUGAAGAUCUGAACCACACCGGCUCACACAAGAUCAAUAACGCGGUCGGGCAAAUAUUGAUCGCCAGACGACUCGGCAAGACAGAGAUCAUUGCGGAGACAGGUGCUGGCCAGCACGGUGUUGCCACUGCCACCGUCUGCGCUAGAUUCGGCAUGAAGUGCACAGUCUAUAUGGGUGCUGAAGAUGUACGGAGACAGGCUCUCAAUGUCUUCAGGAUGAAGCUUCUGGGUGCAUCUGUCGUUGCGGUCGAGGCUGGCUCUCGAACGCUUCGCGAUGCAGUCAACGAAGCUCUCCGAAAAUGGGUUGAGAAGCUCGACACUACACACUACAUCAUCGGCUCUGCGAUCGGUCCUCAUCCUUUCCCGACAAUGGUGCGGACGUUCCAAAGUGUUAUUGGAAAUGAAACGAAGGAGCAAAUGCAAGAACUGACUGGCCGUCUUCCGGAUGCUGUCGUCGCGUGCGUUGGCGGUGGCAGCAACGCCACGGGCAUGUUCUACCCAUUCUCGAACGACCCGAGCGUGAAGCUUCUCGGCGUUGAAGCGGGUGGUGAUGGCGUAGAAACCAAGAAGCACAGUGCCACCCUCACAGGUGGAAAGCCUGGAGUUCUGCACGGUGUGAGAACGUACAUUCUGCAGAACGACGAGGGUCAGAUCGACGAAACACAUUCUGUAUCAGCAGGUCUGGACUAUCCUGGAGUUGGUCCGGAGCUGUCUGGCUGGAAAGACAGCGAGAGGGCCAAGUUCAUCGCUGCCACGGACACAGAAGCUUUCAUCGGCUUCAAGGUCCUCUCUGAAUUGGAAGGUAUCAUCCCAGCCUUGGAGACCAGCCACGCCGUCUUUGGCGCCAUUCAGCUCGCGAAGACCAUGAAGGACGACCAAAACAUCGUUAUCUGCUUGUCUGGACGCGGUGACAAGGAUGUGCAGUCUGUCGCAGAGGAACUCCCGCGCAUCGGACCACAGAUGGGUUGGGACCUGCGAUUCUAGUUCACAACAUCCUCUUCAUCGCGUUUCUCGCAUGCAUGAAUUAUGACCGGCGUUCGGAUCGCGGAUUGGACAACAUCAUUGCGCUCUCAUGCACUUAUGUAUAAUGACGGCUUCUUCGCUUCAGUCUUGUUGACGAUGUAAAAGUUCCAUAGACGUCGAAAUACGACUGACCGGCUCGAUGCCGAUGAUCAGCUCUUGAAGGCUGAAGAA
Molecule: messenger RNA, 2641 nt
Organism: Cercospora beticola
Lineage: Eukaryota; Fungi; Ascomycota; Dothideomycetes; Mycosphaerellales; Mycosphaerellaceae
Gene: TRP5
Product: tryptophan synthase TRP5
Biological process (GO): L-tryptophan biosynthetic process
Cellular component (GO): cytoplasm
Molecular function (GO): tryptophan synthase activity
Source: RefSeq, a predicted model, not a curated record